Molecule: messenger RNA, 549 nt
Organism: Vicia villosa (hairy vetch)
Lineage: Eukaryota; Viridiplantae; Streptophyta; Magnoliopsida; Fabales; Fabaceae
Product: protein Brevis radix-like 2
Exons: 3
Coding region: 1-549 (182 amino acids)
Source: RefSeq, a predicted model, not a curated record
AUGCAUGAGUCUUCAACCAAAAAUAGAAUAUCUGCUGUUUCACCACUCAAUGAAGAUUCCACAGAUACUACAAAGUCUGAUAACUCACUCAUAGAAGAAGUUCAGAGACUGAAAGCCGAGGCUAGGAGACUUGAAAUGCAAUGUGAACUCCAAAACCAUGAAACACAAGAGAUUCAAAAUAAAAUCGAGGAGAGUUGGUCCGUGGCGAAAGAGGAAGCGGCUAAAUGCAAAGCAGCAAAAGAGGUCAUACAAGCUUUGACACAAAGGGUAAGUAUGCUCCUCAAAAAUGACAAAUUGAUGGACAACAACACUAACCUCACUAUGCCAGAAUCUCAACAAGACACUGUAGAUAUCUUGAAAGCUGAAUGGGUAGAGCGGUAUGAGGACGGUGUUUACAUCACAUUGACAACCUCGCCGAGUGGAGAAAAAGAACUUAAGCGCAUGAGAUUCAGCCGGGAGCUAUUUGCGAAGAAGGACGCUGAGAGAUGGUGGGAUGAGAAUUAUGCAAAAGUGAUUCAUAAGUAUGGAAUUGAAGGAUAUAAAAAGUAA